Synchiropus splendidus (mandarinfish) is the source of this 3391-nucleotide messenger RNA. RefSeq names its product cadherin 2, type 1, N-cadherin (neuronal) (gene cdh2). Gene Ontology annotation, cellular component: plasma membrane; adherens junction; postsynaptic specialization membrane. Gene Ontology annotation, biological process: cell-cell junction assembly; cell morphogenesis; adherens junction organization. The transcript has 16 exons. Bases 236 to 2956 code for a protein of 906 amino acids. Gene Ontology annotation, molecular function: cadherin binding; calcium ion binding. NCBI's taxonomy places the organism in Eukaryota, Metazoa, Chordata, Actinopteri, Syngnathiformes, Callionymidae. The record is from RefSeq and is a predicted model, not a curated record.
GAGAGUCCGGCUCUGUCUGUGGAGAGGGAGGAGGCAUCCUCAGUACCAGUCGCCGAGCUCGCUCAGUCCAGGCUGGAUAGAAGCAGGAGGAGGCUGCAUGCUGCCGCCUCCGUCACCGCUGCUGCUGCUGCUGCCCCUGACUGCUUCGUAGAGGGACGCUCUCACCGCGGACACCGUCUCGGAUUGUUCUCCUUCUUGCUUUUCUCAUCGCCCCGGAGCGGACCGUAACUCGAACAUGGAGCGGCUGCACGCGGCUCUGCUGGCGCUGCUGCUGGUGGCAGGACUGCAGAUCGCAGUCGAGUGCGCAGGACUUUGUAAGCCAGGCUUCUCUGAAGACGUAUACAAGGUUGCAGUGCCAAGCAGCGCAGAGGAAGGACAGUCGCUCUUUGAUGUGAGGUUUGUCGACUGCGGCCGUGGUAUUCCGGUGAGAUUGGAAUGCAGCAACCCGUCGGACUUCCGGAUAGAGGCAGAUGGAGUGGUGUACGCUGCCAGGAGUCUUCAGCUCUCCGGCGUCCUCGCGUCGCCUUUGCUAAUCAAGGCCAACGCCGACGCCACACAGCAGCAAUGGAUCACCCAAGUCAAACUCACCCCGACCGGCGCCACCGACCAGCAGGUCAAGGAAGCGGCUCUGACUCCGCUGGUGUCCAAAGGUUUGAAGGAAAUAGUCUUUCCAUCACGGAACACGGACAGCACACUGAGCCGCAAGAAGAGAGACUGGGUCAUCCCCCCAAUCAAUGUCCCAGAGAACUCGCGCGGCCCAUUCCCGCAAGAGCUUGUCCGGAUUCGAUCGGACCACGACAAAAACCGCUCCCUCAGGUACAGCGUGACCGGGCCUGGUGCCGACCAGCCUCCCACUGGCAUCUUCAUUAUCGACCAGAUCUCCGGAGAGCUCUCCGUCAAUAAGCCACUGGAUCGAGAGCACAUCCCCAACUUCCACCUGAGAGCCCACGCAGUCGACCUCAACGGCAACCAGGUGGAAAACCCUAUUGACAUUGUCAUCAACGUGAUCGACAUGAACGACAACAGGCCCGAGUUCACGCAUCAGAUCUGGAACGGCACCGUCCCAGAGGGCUCCAAACCAGGAACUUUCGUGAUGACGGUAACGUCUGUUGACAAAGACGACCCCAAAACGGCUAAUGGGAUGCUGCGCUACAAGAUCCUAUCUCAGAAUCCGGAAAGCCCGACCUCAAACAUGUUUACUAUCAACAACAAAACAGGCGGCAUCAUCACGGUGGCGGCGGGCCUGGACCGAGAGAAAGUGCCUCAGUACACACUGAUCAUCCAGGCCACCGACAUGGAGGGGAACUCCAUGUACGGCCUCUCCAACACUGCUACUGCCGUCAUCAGAGUCACCGACGUGAAUGACAAUCCACCCGAGUUCACCUCAGACUCGUUUUUCGGCGAGGUGCCUGAGAACCGCGUGAAUGUCAUCGUGGCGAACCUGACUGUGACUGACAAGGACCAGCCCAACACGCACGCCUGGAACGCUGUGUACAAAAUCACCGGGGGCGACCCCAACGGCAGGUUCUCCGUGCCCACUGAUCCAACCACUAAUGAGGGCCUGGUCACCGUCGUGAAGCCCAUCGACUAUGAAAUGAGCCGAACGUACGUCCUGACGGUGGAGGCGAGGAACGAGGUUCCACUUGCCCGCGGCAUCCACUCCCCGCGUCAGUCCACGGCCACCGUCUCCAUCCGAGUCAUCGACGUCAAUGAGAGUCCCUACUUCGAGCCCAGCCCCAAACUCAUCAAGCUGGAAGAGGGAAUGCAGCCGGAGUCCAUGCUGACCACUUACACCGCUCAGGAUCCCGAUCGCUACAUGCAGCAGACCAUCAGGUAUUCCAAGCUGUCCGACCCAGCCGGCUGGCUGAGGAUUGACCCCAACACCGGCCGGAUCACCACCAUUGCCACCCUGGACAGAGAGUCGACAUUCGUGAGGAACAGCCUGUACAACGCAACCUUCCUGGCGACUGAUAACGGUAACCCUCCAGCCAGCGGCACAGGAACGCUGCAGAUCUAUCUGCUGGAUAUCAACGACAACCCUCCCAGGGUGUCGCCUCAGGAGACGGAGAUUUGCGAGAAGGCGGACCCCAACACCAUCAACAUCACCGCGGUGGACGGGGACCUGAACCCCAACGCGGGCCCGUUUGCCUUUGAGCUUGCCAAGCGGCCCGCGGACGUGAGGAGAAACUGGACCAUCACAAGAAUCAGCGGCGACUACGCUCAGUUGAGCUUGAAGAUCGGCUACCUUGAGAGCGGCAUCUAUACCAUUCCCAUCAUCAUCACCGACUCUGGCAACCUGCCCAUGUCCAACACCUCCUACCUGCGCAUCAAGGUGUGCCAGUGCGACAUCAACGGCGACUGCACCGACCAGCAGCACAUCAUGGCCGCCAGCUUGGGAACAGGCGCCAUCAUCUCCAUCCUCUUGUGCGUCAUCAUCCUCCUCAUUCUGGUGCUGAUGUUCGUGGUGUGGAUGAAGAGGCGCGAUAAAGAGCGCCAGGCGAAGCAGCUCCUCAUCGAUCCCGAGGACGACGUGAGAGACAACAUUCUCAAGUACGAUGAGGAAGGCGGCGGAGAGGAGGAUCAGGAUUACGACCUGAGUCAGCUCCAGCAGCCGGACACGUUAGAGCCUGAUGCCAUCAAGCCGGUGGGGAUCCGGCGUCUAGACGAGAGACCCCUCCACCCCGAACCUCAGUAUCCCAUGAGGUCAGCAGCACCCCACCCUGGAGACAUCGGAGACUUCAUCAACGAGGGACUGAAGGCGGCAGACAACGACCCCACCGCUCCCCCCUACGACUCCCUGCUAGUGUUCGACUACGAGGGCAGCGGCUCCACCGCCGGCUCCCUCAGCUCCCUCAACUCCUCCAGCAGCGGGGGCGACCAGGACUACGAUUACCUCAACGACUGGGGCCCUCGCUUCAGAAAACUGGCGGACAUGUACGGCGGAAGCGAUGACUAAGACACACACUCGCCCGAAGGGAAGCCUUUCCCGCGAGAGGACAUGGACUGCAGAGGAAGAGAGACAGAACUGUGACAGAAAAGAAAAUACAGAUUUGAUUCAAAUUUUUUUUUUCCCUGAAAAUCUAGGCUUAUUGUUGUAGUCUUCGCUUACAUAUGCUUGUUGAAAGCUUAGGCAUCGACUCCUGAAGUGGAGCGGAGGACACCCGGUGGACUGUCACACCGCUGGACUGUUGGUAAUGAAUGCGCUCAGUUACACUUGAAUUUCACAGUACAGAAGCACUGGGAUAUAAUGUGCCUUUUUGUACAUUUUUUUGGAUCUAAAUGAUUAGUUUUAUGUUCAAGGCUUUAACGGUACUGACUUUUUUUUGGAGUGAUUUCAGACAUGUUACACUCUGGUAUGCUUCUACGCGCUUUUCUUUUUCCUCGUUUGGUU